AGACGAAAGCUUGUUUUUCUGAAUCUGCCUCCCCCGACUGCUUUCUUUUGUAUCGAAUUACGCGACAAGCUGAACCAAAACUCUCUGUAAAACCUCCUCUCGACUUCAAGCAAGCCCAGCAUCCACAGCCUUCUCAAGCACUAUUAUCUAUAUAUCUCUGCCUCAAGAACUAAAAAGAGCAAACAAUGAGCGCGGCCCAUUCAAACACACAUCAGUCAUCCUUUAGCUCUCGCGGCAAAUUCCCGCGCAGCGGCAACGCCCGCUCUUCGGCAGACGAGUCGAGCGAGUUCAAGGCCCUUCGCAGCAAGUACUCGAGCAGCCUCAAGACGCUUCGCGAAAUGUUCCCAGACUGGUCAGAUGCCGACCUGAUUUACGCCCUUCAGGAAGCCGACGGAAACCUCGAGAUCACUAUUGCACACAUUGCUGAAGGCUUUGCUCCGCAGUGGGGAGAGGUCAAGUCGCGCAAGGAUAAGCGCCAGGCAUACAAGCAGCAGCACGAGGAAAACACCCGGCCCUACGAGAAGAGCUACGUGCCUCGCCCUGCGUCGUUCCGCGGAGGCGUCCGUGGCGGUGCCGCUCGUGGCAGCCGUGGCAGCUACUCGAACGCGGCUGGAUCCACUCGUCCGAAGCCUGCGCAGCCGGAUAGCAAGCCGCAGUCGUCUGGAGAGAGCAACAGUGCCGCUGGAUGGAACAUGGAGCCGUCGUCUUCGGAGCACAAGGAUUCGAGCAGCGGGUGGGACGUCUCUGGUACGCCUGCCAAGCCGUCGAUGCCGGCCACCAAGCCUGCUGCUGCCCCUGCCCCUGCACCCGUUUCCUCGAAGCCUGCACCCAUGUCCUGGGCCAGCAUUGCGAAAAAGGGAGCUAAGCAAGCAGAGAGCCCGCUGCUGCUGAGCCCGAACCCACAGCAGAGGAGACAAAGGAGCUGGAACCCGCAGCAGAGGAGACUCCUGUAGAGACAACGGAGCCAGAGGUCCCCAAGGCCACAGAGGAGGAGACCGAGGAGACUGAGGAGACUGAGACAACAGAAAAUCCCACAUCCGAAUCGCAGCCCGAGCCUGCCCAGG
This is a messenger RNA of Linderina pennispora, 1064 nucleotides long. RefSeq lists its product as uncharacterized. The transcript is spliced from 4 exons. NCBI's taxonomy places the organism in Eukaryota, Fungi, Kickxellomycota, Kickxellomycetes, Kickxellales, Kickxellaceae. The record is from RefSeq and is a predicted model, not a curated record. The coding region runs from base 186 to 953 and encodes 255 amino acids. Gene Ontology annotation, molecular function: ubiquitin binding.